Molecule: messenger RNA, 832 nt
Organism: Brassica napus (rape)
Lineage: Eukaryota; Viridiplantae; Streptophyta; Magnoliopsida; Brassicales; Brassicaceae
Product: transcription factor bHLH168-like
Exons: 3
Coding region: 176-706 (176 amino acids)
Biological process (GO): regulation of transcription by RNA polymerase II
Cellular component (GO): RNA polymerase II transcription regulator complex
Molecular function (GO): DNA-binding transcription factor activity, RNA polymerase II-specific; protein dimerization activity; RNA polymerase II transcription regulatory region sequence-specific DNA binding
Source: RefSeq, a predicted model, not a curated record
GAAUUUCUUUGGAAAAAUAUCACUUUCCUUUAAACUUCCCAGCUCUUUCUAUCAAAAUUGAGAUUUGCGACUCUCAUCUGUCGCUCUCUCAUUAUGUCUUUAUAUAUAUAGAGUGAUGAGAUUGGGUUGAAAAGAGAGAAACAAAGUAACAGAAAAGCAAAAAAAAAAAAAUUAAAUGAGGAGGCAGAGGGGAAGAGAAUUAGGAGAAGGAAGCUCAAUGUCGUGGAAGGAACAGCGAAACCUCAGAGAGAAAGAGCGACGAAUGCGCAUGAAACAUCUCUUCUUUACACUCUCUUCUCAUGUUUCUCCCACUCAUAGGUUACCGGUGCCUCAGCUUAUAGACCAUUCGGCAUCAUACAUGAUGCAAUUAAAAGAGAAGGUAAACACUUUGAGGGAGAAGAAAAAGACUUUGUUAGGAGAAGUCGGGAAUCUCCCUGAAGGGUCAUCGUUUAUUCUGCCGAAGCUCAGUAUUUGUUCGCGGGGCUCGAUCAUAAAAAUGAAUCUGAUUAUGGACCUGAACAUGAAAAGAGUGAUGCUACAUGAGCUUGUUAGUGUUUUUGAAGAAGAAGGAGCUCAAGUUAUGAGUGCUAAUCUUCAAAACUUGAAUGAUAGGAUCAAUUACACAGUCACAGCUCAGGCCAUCAUAUGUCGAAUCGGCAUCGAUCCAUCGAGGAUAGAAGAGAGAUUAAGGGAUAUCAUCUUUUGAUAAAAAAUUUAAAGCAUUAUUCUAAAUUUCGAGUUAUUAGCCUAUGCGCAAUGUUGUUUUAGGGUGUGUUUUUACGGGUUUACCAAUGUAUAAGGUUUUUAAACCAUAUAUGAGUAUUCUUUUUUA